Aplysia californica (California sea hare) is the source of this 6701-nucleotide messenger RNA. Its product is annotated as transient receptor potential cation channel subfamily M member-like 2. Gene Ontology annotation, cellular component: membrane. NCBI's taxonomy places the organism in Eukaryota, Metazoa, Mollusca, Gastropoda, Aplysiida, Aplysiidae. Gene Ontology annotation, molecular function: ligand-gated calcium channel activity. Bases 45 to 4943 code for a protein of 1632 amino acids. The record is from RefSeq and is a predicted model, not a curated record. Gene Ontology annotation, biological process: calcium ion transmembrane transport. The transcript has 36 exons.
AUGGCGGCCAAUACAGCAUUCCUCAUGCGGAACAGACAACAGCAAUGCCAAAGGCUUGGUAUCGUGGUAUAACUCGAAAAGAUGAUGGAUUUGAUGAGGACAGAGAAGUGAACAUACUGAACAUGCCGCGAGUCGCUCCCAAUGAGCGGCCCCUGGGCUCCACAGUGAGCUUGGGGCAGACCAGCAUGCAGAGUCUCAAGUUUGACGACAAGGCUAUCAAUAUUGAAGAACAGGGUGCCUUUGUAGACUACAGUCUCACGAAUCAAGAGGUGCGGUUUAUGAAGAAGGUCAAGCGAAGAGAAUGCAAGAGUUUUAUUGAAAAAACUAACCAGGACCCAUCCUUAGAUGAACCGGUUUGCCAGUGUGACUAUCCUAAGUCUCGCCACUCGGAGGAGGCCAUCAAUGCUGGUCAAGCGGGUGGGAAAUGGAUGCCUGGCCUACACACGAAAAGUCUACCGACGAAUGCCUUUGGAGAGAUUGAGUUUGUGGGUUAUGGAGAUAAAGUUGGCAAAUACGUGCGUGUAGACGUUGACACACCCAUGGACACCAUGCUGUCACUUCUGACCGAGGCCUGGGGCAUGGAGAAGCCAAACCUGCUCAUCUCUGUCACAGGUGGGGCGAAAAACUUCACCAUGAAGGCUCGGCUGAGGGAGGUGUUCCGACGUGGUUUGAUGAAAGCUGCACUCAGCACAGGAGCCUGGAUAGUGACAGGAGGAACCAACACGGGUGUGAUGAAGCACGUUGGUGAGGCUGUGAGGGACUUUGGACUGACCUCCGAAGGUCGUGUGAUGACCAUUGGGAUUGCCCCCUGGGGUUGUGUGCAGAACAAGGAACAUCUCAUCACAAAUGACAACCAAGGCAAGUGGCCCGCCCUGUACAGAAUCGAGAAAGAUGUGAAGAAGAGACAAUCAUUUCUGGAUCCGAACCACACACACUUCAUCCUGGUGGACAACGGCACACAGAUGCAGUUCACUGUGGAGAUUCCGUUCCGUGCCAAGCUGGAGGAAGCAAUUGCUGCACAGAAGACAGACACGGGGACAGAUGCUGUUGCUGUCCCUGUAUGUCUGCUGGUCCUGGAGGGUGGGCCCGGCACUCUACAGACGGUGCACUCCUCCCUGAUGAGUGCCACGCCCACUGUUGUCAUCAAGGGAUCUGGAAAAACUGCUGACAUUCUUGCCUACGCCUAUCAGAAUGCUCGAGAAGAGGAAGUCAUUGGUUUGGAUCAGCAAGGAAAUGAAGUGAAAGGGACCAACACUAUUCUCGACCCGCAUGUACUUGCCGAGAUCACAGAGAUGGUGCAGACGACCUUCGGAGAGGCUAGCCUUGCCACUCGGGUUCAGUGGGUCCGCGAGUGCUGUCGCAACCUUGACCUGCUGUCUGUCUUUGAGUUGGACUCAAAAAAUUCUGCCAGAGACGUUGAUCUUGCUAUCCUGAAGGCCUUACUGAAAGCGAACAAGCAUCAAGUUAUGGAUCAGCUGAAGCUAGCUCUUGCCUGGAACAGAAUUGAUGUUGCCAAGUCUGAAAUCUUUACAGAUGAGCGAAGAUGGCCUACGGGCAUGCUGGACGAGGUGAUGAUGUCAGCCAUACAGCUCAACCGUGUGGACUUUGUGGAGCUCUUCCUGGACAAUGGGGUCAGCCUCAAGGACUUCCUGUCCAUCAAACGUCUCAUCAUGCUCUACAAUGAGAUUCCGCGCAACAGUCUUCUGUACACCUUGCUAACCAGGGUCAAGGGAAAAAUGGAUGGAGGGGAAGAACGACAGCUCAUAUCCAUCGCCGACGUCGGCCACCUCAUCCAAGAACUCCUGGGGGACUUUUACCAGCCUCACUAUCUAACUGACCAGCGACUACGGGACAUAGACACGGACGCCCUGUUUGGCCUGACCAGCAAAAAGACGGGGAUAAAGAGAGGGAUCACCAUGGCACAGCUGGUGACUUCCUCAGCAGCUACUGGAUCUUACAUAGACCCGUCCCAGGGCUCCGAUAACAUUGACUUCUCUCGACCUGCUCAGGAGCUCUUCAUCUGGGCUGUGCUGAUGAACCACCGCCGGUUAUCCAAAGUUUUCUGGAGAGAGGGAAAGGAAGCGACAGCAGCUGCUCUGUUUGCCAGCAGUAUUUGCAAGUCCAUGCGGAGGUACACGUUUGAUGCAGAACUUGGGAGACAGUUGGAAGCUACCUCGGAAGACUACGCCCAGCUGGCGGUGGGUGUGAUCAACACGUGUUACGGCAUGGAUGAGCGGCGGACCCAUGAGCUCCUCAUAAGGGACAUGCCCCACUGGGGCUGCUCCACCUGUGUGCUGCUGGCCGCUCAGUCGGACAACAAGCCGUUCAUCUCACAGACCGCCUGCCAGUCGCUCCUCAACUCCAUCUGGAUGGGCAAAAUAGCCCACGAUAAUAGUCUGCUUUGGAUCAUCUCCAGCAUUCUCCUGUUCCCUCUGGUUCAGUUUGGCAUCAGAUUCAAGGAAGACGACCAGCCGAAACAGGUGGAAAUCCAGGGUACCUCCCUGAGUGAGGAAAACGGCAACACUACUUCUAAAGAGAAGCCACGGCUGGCACGGAGGGACACAAAUAUCAAACCGGCCUUGUCCAGGGAACCCACCACAUUCCAGCUAGACGUCCAAGCCUCCGAGUCAACUCCCCCGAAGAAAGGAUACAGCAUCCUCGACAAACAUUUCAUGUUCUACAGGUCUCCAGUGGUCAGGUUUAGCGUCAAUGUGAUUGCCUACAUCGUCUUCUUGCUGCUGUACGCCUAUAUCCUGGUGGUGCAACUGACGCGAGAGUUCCACGUUGUGGAGGGCAUUCUCAUUGGAUGGGUGUUCGCCAUUUUUGUGGAGGAAAUUCGACAGCUAACAUCCCAGUAUGCACACACAGUCCAGUCGAAGAUUAUAUCGUACAUCCACGACCGUUGGAACGUUCUGGAUGUGGUCACCAUCCUCCUGUUCAUCCUGGGGAUGGUGUUCCGCUUCAUUGAGAACGACGACUUUAUGGACGCGGCCAGAGUGAUUCUCAGCAUCAACUUUAUCACGUUUUUCUUCCGAGUCCUUCACAUUUUCUCCGUCAGUAAGCAGCUGGGACCCAAAGUGGUUAUGAUAACCAGAAUGGUCCAAGACUUGCUGUGGUUUGUGGUCAUCCUCCUGGUAUUCAUCGUGUCCUACGCCAUUGCCUCAGAGGCCGUCUUAUAUCCCAACUCAGAGCUCAACUGGAAGCUUCUCUUCUUCCUACCCCGCAAAGCCUACUGGCACGUCUACGGAGAGCUGCUACUUGAGGACAUUGAAGGAGAGAGCUCCUGUACCAACGACCCGGCACUGUACAACAAUUACACAGAACUGAGGUGUCCGUCCACCGUGGGACGCUACUUUGUGCCAAUCCUCAUGGGCUGCUACAUCCUGCUGACCAAUGUCCUUCUGCUCAAUCUGCUCAUUGCCAUGUUCAGCUACACAUUCCAGUCCAUCCAGGAGAACACAGACAUGCACUGGUGCUUCCUACGCUUCAACCUGGUCUACGAGUACACGCAGCGACCAGCUUUGCCCCCACCCUUCAUCAUCUUCUCCCAUGUUUACAUUUUCUGGCGCUACGCCUGUUGCCGUCGUGGCCAAAGAAUCCAUCCUUUCGAUGAGUUCCGCAAAGAAUUCAGCAGCAAGCUAGAGGAGAAGCAGCUGAUCCAGUGGGAGAAUGUCAUUGCUGACAAUUACCUCAGCGUCACCGAGAAGAGUGAGGCCAAUAGUGUCUCUGGAAGAGUGAAGAGUUCCCUGGAAAGACUGGAGACUAUCUUGGCCAAGGUGGACGAGCUACAGGAGAGUCACGGCGCUGUGGGCCAGGGUCCCCAAGGGCUGCCAGCUGAUGGUUUCUCCGUGCAGAUCCCUCCCAUGUUGCAGAAACGAUUGGACAGUGUCGAGAAACAGCUUGUUUUGACCACCCAGGCCCUGGACUGGAUCAUGAAGUCCCUACAGGAGAACAACAUGGCCACUAAGACUGCCAAGCCUCUCAUGCCUGACCUGGAGAAGGAGAAAAAAGAAGAAGAGGAGAAAAAGAAGAAAAAGAAGGAGGAGAAGGAAAAGAAGCUGGUGCAAGAUUUGAUGGAGAAGAAAAUCAACUCCCACUACAAGUCUCGUUUGUCCCCGUACCUUGGCAGUAAUGUCACCCGCUUCUCAGUGCCUGAUGAGAAAGUUCUGUGGGAGAUUGAGUUUCCAGACUAUGACCCGCCCACUUACACAUCUGUGGAGGUUUUAAAGCAACCUGCAUACGCUGAUGAGGAUUUGUUAGCCAUGAGCCCGGAGGUGAGGAAAGAAAGGUAUCCUUUCAAUCAGUACGACAAGAAGUGUCGCAUCAGCCGAGUCAGUCUGUACAAGCCGUACGACGUGGUGGAUGGCCUGCCCGUCAACCCCAUUGGUCGAACCGGACUCAGGGGGCGGGGUGCUCUGGGCCGUUGGGGCCCCAAUCACGCUGGGGACCCUAUUGUGACAAGGUGGAAAAUGCUGGAUGACGGCACAUGUGCCAUGAAGGAUGGGAAACCUGUGCUACAGUUUGUGGCUGUACAGAGGAAGGACAACUCUCUGUGGUCCAUCCCUGGGGGCAUCUGCUCUCCCGGAGAAGAGCCGUGGAACAUUUUGAAGGCUGACUUCUCCGAAGACGUUCAUGGUACUCUUCUCGACAAUCCGGAGGCCAAACGGGAAAUCAUGGCGCAACUUGACCAGUUGGCAGCCUUGGGGCAUGAGGUAUACAAUGGCUAUGCUGAUGACCCAAGGAACACAGACAAUGCUUGGCUGGAAACACGGGUGGUGAACUACCAUGACGCUGAAGGGAAAAUCCUACAUCAUUUCAACUUGAGGGCUGGUGAUGAAGUUGAACUGGUGACCUGGCAGACUAUUGGGAGCCACUCCAAUCUUCAUGGCGCCCACUCUUUCUUCCUCAAGCUGGUGGCUGACAGACACCAGGCGGCGUUUUGACCUCGUCUCAUGGUCUUAAUCCUCCUCGUGCCUGUCACUUCCCCCCCCCCCCCUCCCCCCAUGUGAAGUCUGCAGUUUUUGGAACAGCGUUAUGAGUCAUAUCGUUGACGUACUACAGUAUCCUCAUGACUGUUGUGUCUGACUGGCAGGACUGCAAGUGCUGUUUUGCAAGGGGUCUGGUUGGUGUCUUUUGGCGUCUAGUCAAGGUAAACUGUUGGGUAAAAAGUGUACAGGUAUUUAUGAAUGGGAGACAGGUACCAAGCGAGAGUAUUUGCAGAUUCGGAGCGCAUAGAUGCACCAUAAGCAGGACAUAGUUUUAAUUCUGCGCUUCACAUUUGGCUGUGAUUUGUUUGCAAAACACGUAGAGUAAAACUUUUGGCUAAAUGCGAUGAAGUAUUUCAUCUACUUCGAUGAAGUAUUUCAUCUACUUCGAUGUUCUACGGAUUAUAGAUGCUUUUGUGAUGGAUUUGUGCCUUUGUCAUAGAGUCAUGUAGAGCUGUAGUUACGUGUCGUAAAAAUACCUGACCUCUGUGUCAAUGUUUCUUGUUACCAUCACCUCUCACCAUGUUAUUGUAUUGUUAUUUGAAUACGUUGGAGUCUGCUUAAAGCGAAAUGUGUGGGACUGCCGAAUUUUUGUUUGGAUUAGCCAUGUUUUCAGUUCAGAGAGAUUGCUCAAAUAGCGAAGAAAAAAUCAGGGAUUCUGUUUUAUAUUAGCGCAUUCAGUUUAAGCGUACUCCUUUGUAUUUUCCUUGUUAUAUACAAAAUAGACUCUCGAGCCAUGUGAGAAUUACUAAUUUUAUGUACAUGAUAUAUACAUGUUCUAUUUUAUAGCAAGUUUGGACCAUUCCUUUGUGUGCAAAGGGUAUUCUUUUGAUACUUUAAUGUUAGUCGUUUGAUUGGUAGGCCUUUAAGGUUAAAAAAAUCACUGACAAAAAGCAAUGUUUUUCUUAACUUCAUCUUUUAAAAAAAUUUUUGUUCAUGUUGUUACAUUCCCUAAGUAUGUAUUUAUCAGGGUUUUACAGAUUUACAGACGAAAAUCUUUACGCUAUUGUGUGUGGCCCCCUCUGAAAGUUACUUUACCUUUUGUGCAUUAUUGAAUUACCAGUCGCACCAUGAAAGCCUGCUUUGAGGACACAAAACUUUUCUUGCAUUCCACAUGUCUCUCUCUCUCUCUUCUCUCUCUCUCUCUCUCUCUCUCUCUCUCUCUCUCUCUCUCUCUCUCUCUCAUCUCAAAGCUACAAAUAUUUUAUGUCUACAGUCUAGGAUGGUACAAAAACUAGAUCUAUUGAUAGACCUAAUGUCUGAACACAUCCCCAGAAAGUGUAUUAGUAGGUGAAGGUCAGGAUGGAUCCAUUCAAGGUUGUCAUGUACAUCCUGAGGGAAAAAAUAUUGAGAACAAUUAACAAGUGGUCACUUCUCAGCUCAUUUAGGCAAUGUAGACUAUCCUGUAUAAAUUACUUGGCAUAUUAUUAAUUAUUGUAGGAUUCAGAUGUAAAAACACUUUUUCCUUUAAACUACCUAUCUAAAAGUAUAUAGUUUGUUCUUUUGGUCUAUGAUUUUGUGGUUAACUCUUUCCGGACGUAUCGCCGAUAUAUCGGCUCGAGUCCACACCCCUUCCAACGUAUCACCAAUACAUCGGCUGUGAUAGGGUGCUUCAGUUUUGUUUCGCUUUAACACGAUCCUUCAUUUCUUUUCAUUGCUAUUGAAAACCUGGGAAAGGAUUUAGGAAACGAAAAUAUCUAGUUUCACUUUGUCAAA